AUGCCGCGCUCCAUCUGCAUGACUAAUGGCGGUGGCCACCUCCCUCUGGCUUACCUCUCAGGCCUGGGCUGGCAGCAGGCGGCAUCCUUUCCAGGUUCCAAUCCUGCCCUCAGCCCUGUAAAGCCCGGCAGAGCCCUUGUAGGGCCCCGGAAGCUGCCCGUCGCUGCUGGGAACGACCCGUACGUAGACCUCGGUCCCGAGGCCCCGUCGCGGCGACAGCCCACUAUCGCAGGGCGUGCAGAGAGAGGAUUGGCCUGUUGCUUUCGCGGAACCGGCACCAGACCCAGACCCGGGGGCGUCAUAUCACCCUUUGGUGCUGUCCGCAGUCUGCUGUGCACGCCUAAGACCCUUUCGGGACCGACACCCAGGGACGCCUUCACUUUUGCUCACCUCAGCAUGUCGGACACGGCAGAGUCCAGCAUUCACACCGACGGUGAUCCGUAUAGGCAAAGCACCUCGCCUGGCUCCUCGUCUGCCCCGCACGGCCAGCCGUCGUCGCAGGACCUGGCCAAUGUGAUCAAGGUGACCCGCGGCACCUCGUGUGUCCUGUGCCAGCAGCGAAAGGUGCGAUGUGAUAAGAACAAGCCCUGUUCCAAUUGCGCAAAGGCGGGCGUCGAGUGCCGGGUCAUCCCCCCGCAGCCGCCAAGGAGGCGCAAGAAACGGAUAUCCGAGCGAGACCUGGUCGCUCGCUUGAGGAAAUAUGAGGCCCUACUCGCCCAAAAUGGCAUUGAAUUCGAAAGUCUCGGACCUGACAUCAAGGUCAUCGACCCUGGCACCGUCCAUGAGGGGGAUGAGUUGGAUACGGACCUCGUCAGGGCCAGGCAGACGUCCGCCGACCCCCUGAACCCCGACUUGAUAUCUGCUCCUGGGGAAACUCCAGCAGUGCCCAAAACCUUCAAGUGGUUUCCUUUCCAAAAGGAGUUUCGCAUGACAGAGGACAUACUGAAGGACUCGUCCGAUGAGGAUGAUAUAGGGUCCAGCAUUAACCAGGCUUAUGACAAGAUGUUCGACAACUCGGACGGAUUCCCGUUCAUCAUCGGAGGGGGCUCAGAGAGCGUAACUGAUCAGCACCCCUCUGCCAUCCAAAUCAUUCAACUAUGGCAAACCUACCUCAACAACGUCAACCCCCUGCUCAAAAUUACACACACUCCUACCCUCCAGGAGCGCAUUAUCGAGGCGACGGCCAACAUCGACAAGGUGUCCAAGAGCCUCGAGGCGCUCAUGUUCUCCAUCUACUUCAUGGCUGUGACGUCCAUGAAAGAUGAUGAUGUACGUCUCCUGUUCAAUGAGGAGAGACCAUUAUUGUUGCAGCGGUACUAUGUCGCUUGCCAACAGGCCCUCAUUAACGCGGGCUUCAUGCGAAACCCAGAUCUGACGCUUCUCCAAGCGUUUCUGUUGUACCUUCUGGGUAUCCGGCAUUAUAUGGACCCCCGGUCACUAUUUUGUCUCACAGGGAUGGCUGUCCGCCUGGCAUACCGCAUGGGUCUUCAUCGGGAUGGCGCACAGUUCAACUUGUCACCAUUUGAAGUGGAGGAACGAAGGAGGCUGUGGUGGACACUAGCAGGAUUCGAUCGGCGGAUAGGGGAGAUGACCGGCUCGACCAUCACGGCCAUAUCCAACGGAGGGGAUUGCAAGCUUCCGCUUAACAUCAACGACGCUGACCUAAGCCUCCAUGCGAAAGAGCCGCCUAACGCACACAUCGGGGCGACCGAGAUGAUGUUUUCGCUUACCAGACUCGAAUUUGCCAAGGCGCCUGGCAGCGAUAAGAUGAAGGCCGUAAUGGCCGACCAUGUUGGCCAAGUACCGAACGUAGCGGAUCACCGCAUGGUGAACUAUAUCGAACGGUUUUCCACGCACUUGGAAGACACAUACCUGAAGUACUGCGACCCAAAGAUUCCGCUCCAUUACUUCACCCUGACGAUGACCCGGGAAUACAUCUGCAAAUUGAAGAUUCUCUCCGGGUUCUUCAGGGUGGCCCUGACGACCCCUCAACCAAUAUCUUCUGAGGACAACGACAACCUCUUCAUUGAAGCGAUCAAGAUGGUAGAGUACGAUACCAUGAUUCAGACCAACGAGGGGCUGAAAGGAUUCCAUUGGUUUACCUUGAUGCACUUCCCGUUCCCAGGUUAUGUGGCCCUCAUCAAAGAUCUGCGUACUAGGGUAUCCGGCGAGCUAUGUGAACGAGGGUGGCAGACGAUCUUCGAGAAUCAUGAAGCCCGAGGCAUGACGAAGACGAUGCGAAGCCCAAUGCACAUUGGGUUCAGCCAGCUUUUUGUGAAAGCAUGGGCUGCUCGUGAGGCGUACGAGGCACAGCAAGGGAGGACCCUUGCCGCCCCUCCCGUCAUCACAGGCAUGAGACAGUUGGUAGCCCGGCUGGGCCUUCGAGACAAGAGCAAAUCGCCCGAGCCACCCACACCACUGAUGACGCCGAGGAGUUUCUCGUCCCCAGAGGCCGAACUCAAUGCCCAAACACCGAACAUGCAGCCCUACGACGGCAGUGGUAACGUCUGGGGUGGUAUCCCGGGUAUGGAUAUCAACAGACAGUAUGCUGGAGCGUUUGCCGAUGUCAACUUCGGCGGUGAAGUGGACUGGUCCUUCCUGAUGCAGCAAUACAGUGGGAUGCAUCCACCGGCACCAGUGGCCCCGAUUCCCAUGGAUCCCGCCGCAGCACCAUACUGGCAGUAA
Messenger RNA from Neoarthrinium moseri, 2685 nucleotides. RefSeq lists its product as uncharacterized. The transcript has 5 exons. Gene Ontology annotation, molecular function: DNA binding; zinc ion binding; DNA-binding transcription factor activity, RNA polymerase II-specific. Gene Ontology annotation, biological process: DNA-templated transcription; regulation of DNA-templated transcription. The coding region runs from base 1 to 2685 and encodes 894 amino acids. NCBI's taxonomy places the organism in Eukaryota, Fungi, Ascomycota, Sordariomycetes, Amphisphaeriales, Apiosporaceae. The record is from RefSeq and is a predicted model, not a curated record.